AUGUUUGGUGAGCCUCGACAGCGCGUUCUUACGCUCGCUGCGGUGCCGAUCUAUGUUGCUGAGUUCCUCUUUCGGACGUACGUGACUCGUAUCAUCCCGCAAUAUCCCAUUUUCCACGAAACUCAAGUAGAAGAUGCAUUUCGGGGAGUUUUUGGCCAGCCAGCUAGUGGUCCAAUCGUCGACGCAAAUCUCGACGGCCGUGACGUCUUUGUCGUGAGCAUCAUAUUGGCCAUCUCGUUGUCGACCGCUGCUCGAGUGAAGCACAAACGAGCUCACGCUCUCGCGACCGGACUGUUUCGAAAUGCGGUGCUACGGGCCUCUGCCGCUCUUACAAACGACUUGCCCGGCUUACAGGCACUCCUCUUGCUGAUACAGUACGCGUUCUUGGAUCCCGCCAUUGCCAAUCUCUGGCUUCUCACUGGCCUCUCAAGCGAAGCUUGUAUCGAUAUGGGUCUGCAUCGGGAGCUUCCCCCGUCGGCCGGCCUCGACGUCCUCCAACGAGACCUGCGUCGUCGCGUCUUCUGGUGCGCUUGGGAAAUGGAGGUGGCCGUCUCGGCCGCUUUCCACCGCCCACUGCGGACGCAACCAACAUGCAUAGACGUAUCUUUUCCGUCGGAGUUCGAUGACCAUGCUAUUACGGAGGUCACUAUCGAUACGACCGCUCGCAGGACCAAGGCCGUCUCUCGCCGAAUAUGGCUGUUUCGGCAAGUCGAGGCAAGCAUAAUAUCCGUCUUGUAUCAAGAAGGGCCAUUACCGGAAGGAAUGACGCUGGAGACAUGGAUGACGAACGCCGACAAGGAAAUCAACGAGUGGAAACUCGAAGUUCAUCGUGCGGCCGAGCAAUAUCAAGACGAUGCAGGUGCGAGUUCGCAAUGGAAGGAGAUGGAACUGUACGCCAACAUCGCAUCCAUGUGGAUUCUCGUUCAGCUAUACCGUCCUUGUCCCCGGAUCAAGGCUCCUGACCGAACUAAUCUGGCCAAAGCCGCAACUGCAGCAGUCCAAGUCGCAAACGGGUAUUGGGAACAACAAACCACCCAGUUCGGAUACCUCAAAUAUGUCUUUCAUCCGUGCCACCAUGUCUUCUCCUCAGCCUUGGUCUUUCUGCAAGCUCUUCAGCACAGUCAAGCGAACAUGGCCGCCUUGUACUCCCUCGAGGAGAUCGCAGAGCAAGCGAACAGCUUUCCGCGAUUUUUCACGACGAUCGCCGAGAGAUGGCCUGCAGCAGCUCGGUGCUCGGAGGAGUAUGAUCGGCUUCUUGGCCCCAUUCAAGAGGAAUUUUCCAAUUUCGUGCGGAGGAGCGAGGCUUCCACUUGGGCUUCAGCAUUGUCUGACAACUCUGAUGGCGCAAUGGAGAUCAGACCUGAUCUUUCCGAUUCUUUGAAUACGUGGCCUAUGAUGUACACGUCGAUGCAUUCGGCUGGCUUCGAUAGCAUCGAUCCGUCUUGGUCGGUACCGUACGACUGGGAUGAUGAGUUUGCAUUUGGAAUUGAGCUGGAGAGUUUGACGUGA
Molecule: messenger RNA, 1509 nt
Organism: Neohortaea acidophila
Lineage: Eukaryota; Fungi; Ascomycota; Dothideomycetes; Mycosphaerellales; Teratosphaeriaceae
Product: fungal-specific transcription factor domain-containing protein
Exons: 1
Coding region: 1-1509 (502 amino acids)
Biological process (GO): positive regulation of transcription by RNA polymerase II; DNA-templated transcription
Molecular function (GO): zinc ion binding; DNA-binding transcription factor activity, RNA polymerase II-specific; sequence-specific DNA binding
Source: RefSeq, a predicted model, not a curated record